ACGCAUGCGCCAUGAUCAGUGACCAAGAAGCUGCAAUACCUGCCUACAGCAAGAGUGUCAGCGUCCGCCUCAACAUGCGACCUGGCCACUCUCUCGACAGUAAGCUAGGCUUCUUCCAACCUUCCAGGACCUGCCUAAAACUAGGACUGACCUUGGAAGCCACACCUCUCAUUGAAGUGUCAUCUCGUGCUGUGUAUGUAUUGUUCAACAACUGUACGGCCAAAGACAUCAACAUUCCCAAAGCCAGUCACCUGGGAUGGCUCAUCAACCAGACAUUCCAUGACUUUGAGCUAACGGUACCGGUCAUAGGCCACAUACCAGUCCAACUACUGUCAGAUGAAUAUGAUGACACCGUAACGUUCACAAGACCCAACGGAACCAUUGCCAUCACUUCUAUUCUGCCAGUGCCCAGAGAAAGCGUCUGCCGAUCAGAAAUCACAGACGACACUCACCUCGCCGUCUACACUGUCUCAACACAGCCCACGACAGAAUCACCUGCACAGGUGACCGUCAAGGCCCAGAGCCCCUCAAAUGACUCAACCAUGGAGGAACCGGGUUCGCGGUUCGCCGCACAAAUCCAACAGAUCCUGAGUGAGGCGGAUGCCCUCCACAAGGAAGCAGAGGACUCAAAGAGAAAUUGUUGA
This is a messenger RNA of Sinocyclocheilus anshuiensis, 644 nucleotides long. RefSeq lists its product as uncharacterized. Lineage: Eukaryota; Metazoa; Chordata; Actinopteri; Cypriniformes; Cyprinidae. The record is from RefSeq and is a predicted model, not a curated record. Bases 12 to 644 code for a protein of 210 amino acids. The transcript has 2 exons.